Messenger RNA from Tarenaya hassleriana, 3394 nucleotides. RefSeq names its product FIP1[III]-like protein. The record is from RefSeq and is a predicted model, not a curated record. Bases 186 to 3305 code for a protein of 1039 amino acids. Gene Ontology annotation, biological process: mRNA processing. The transcript has 7 exons. NCBI's taxonomy places the organism in Eukaryota, Viridiplantae, Streptophyta, Magnoliopsida, Brassicales, Cleomaceae.
AAAAACAGACACUUGGGCUUUACAGUUCAGACCUGUUCCUGUCUAUUUUCCAAGCGAUUCAGCUCCAUCCACCCCCGUGUCUAGCAGAUUUCUAUCGUCUUCUUCCCCUCUGAUCAUCUUUUGUAAUGCCGAGAGGAAGAUCGUCCGUGUGACAAUCACGCCAGGUUUUCUCAGUCCGCUUGACAAUGGAUGCCACUGACGACGAUUUCGGUGAUCUGUACGUUGAUGCCGAGGCUCAGGCGACUUCUGCCGUCGCCGGAAACGCAGAUUCGGGGAAGUUUCCCGGAGAAUCAGAAUGUGGCACGGAUUUGGACAGGAUUGAGAGUUCUGAGACGAGGACAACUCCUUGGCCGGAUGCCGAUGCCGGAACCGAAGCGAAGAAACUCGGCGUCGAGACUCGGGAGUCGAGUCUGUGUGUGGACGGCGGCGGUGAUGUGACUCAGAUCGAGGAGAGUAUCGACUCGGAAGAUAGUGAGAGUGACGACGAUUUGAAUAUAGUACUCACAGAUGGGGACAACGAGAACGGUGGAUACAAUGAUGUUGGUCCGAAUGGCGUUGAAGCAUCUGAUAGUAAUAACUCGGCUCGGAGACCGGAGACAGGCAACGGGUGCCUAAUGUCGGAUAACCCAAAAACUGGUAGUGGCAUGAAGACGGAGGCUUCGGGUAAUAAUGCUUGCAUUAAUCGAGCUGAAGGAACAUCUCAAUGUGGAUAUAGUUUCUUUCAGCCAUGGUGUAGAACUGUGUUUGGCUCGAGUAUCAACUUGUUUGAGGAGAAACCGUGGAAGAAUCCUGGUGCAAAUAUCACUGAUUUCUUCAAUUUUGGGUUUAAUGAGCAGAGCUGGGAAGACUACUGCAAGUCCUUGAGACAUCAUUAUGCAUUUACCAACCAGGUCCAGCACGCAAUGGCUUUGGAUUAUGAUUUUCAAGAUAAAACUGAAGUUGAACCUUCGGCAAGAUCCAAUGAUGGAAGAUCAAGUCUCCUGAUGAAAGGAAGAGCGAUUGAAGUCGAAGACAGGACUCUUGAGCGAAUACCUUCUGUGGAUCUGCGUCGUCCUCGUGAUCCAGAUCCUGAUGUAGUGAUUCAGAUAACCGUGGAUAGUUCUGUUCGGGAGCUAUCGGGCUCGACCAUUGAGGAACCAGGUCAUCUCCCCACUGAGACAACAGGUGCAUCUGGAAAUGAAAAUGACAACAAACAGAUGCAUUCAUCCGUUGACUCAACAGAAGAACAUGCCUCUAUGGAGUUCCAAGAAGGAAACAAUAGAAUUUCCAGCAGUGAGCAGUCUCCUUCGGAAGAGAAUUGUUGCAGUCCAGAAGGAGCUCCAUGUGCUAAGGAAGUGAUUGAUAAGGAAGAAAAAGAUGUUUGUGGGAAUUCAGAUGAUUCAGAUCCUUACCCAGUUGAGAGGGAAUCAUCUCUUCCAGAUCAAAUUCAUUUUAGUCCUACUCCUUCCUAUUCUGUCGGUAGGAGCCAGGAAUCUGAAGAUUCUGAAACUGAAUCUGACCAACUUGAAGUCUCGACACCACCUCGACCGACUAAGCCAUCAGAAUAUAAGGUCCAUGAACGAAACAGUAUCAAAACUGGAGAAAGGAACGAGACAAAACAUCCCAGUCGCAGAAAAUCUCACGAUGUUUGGGAAAGGAAUGGGACAAAGCGAGUCAGGCCCAGAAGAUCUCACGAGGAGCUGAGAAAACGGCAUUGCGGGAGACCUGACUAUGCUGGGAGACCUGACUAUGCUGUACAAAGGGAGAUACAACUGGAAAAUGUUAGGGAAUCAUCGUCUGGAUCAGAGUCAGAUUCUGGCAAGGAAAAACUUGUCAGAAAUAGACGUCCUAUCUGUUACUCAAGAAAAUACUGGAAUAAUGGGCAGCCAUCUAACUCAAGAAGAGGUGACAAGGAUGACAAGGGGUUUCAUGUGUCAGAUGGAGAAAGACGUUAUAGGAGGAUCUAUGCUUCAACGGACCAUGGUAGAUGUGGAAAGGGAGAGCUGCACAAGUUUGAUUAUCAGCGUAAUAAACAAUCAUUGCGCAAUAGGGGCAUGGAACAUUCCUAUGGUUACAAUUACGAGAAGAAAUUCGGAGAUUAUACUGCACAUUCAUCCUUCAAUAAUCCGAGGAGAAAGUCGUCAUGGAGCUUUAAGGAAGAGGAGGAUCCAUAUAAUCAACAUCAUUGUGAAAGAGGAUAUUUUCAUGAAAGAAGUGCCGCGUUUCUUAAUGAUUGGAACAUCCGAGGGAGAAAUCGAUAUGAUUCCCGUACAGAACACUUUUACAUGGAGGAAGUUCCUUUAACCGAAAGGGACCAUAGGUUUUUUUCAGAUAACAGAAACUAUAACCACCAAUGGGGACAAGGGAAUGAUCUACGUUACAGGGACAGGUAUGAUUAUGACAAUCUUUUACAUCGUUAUCACUGCGAAGAUGAAGUUCAUAGGAAAAAAUAUGGAGUGCCACUUAACUCGGUGUACCAUGAGAGGCAGCACUCUUUUGAUGAACCGGGUUGGAGGGAAUAUCCAGAGUAUGAAAGAGAUGGGGAAUUCUCUUGCAGAGGGGAAACAUACAACUUUGCCCCCGAUAGGCGUAUUGAUGGGUUUGCCUCCGAGAAGGCCGGUUUUCAUUACAGAAUGAAAGGUGUCGAGCCCUCAUAUUCUCUAUCGCUGAGAGAAUCCUGGUAUGCUAAAGGAGCAAGAAGUGAAAUGUGGAAAGCGAACAGAUCAUUUGAUAGCCGAAGGGAGCGGUCAUACAAAGCUGGAGAAAGGGAUGAUGAUCGGAUAGGGAAGCUUACUGAUAUUGGACUUAACAAUGACGAAGAUUGGAGAUAUAAGUCGAAGAACGAAACCGGAGGUGUAACACAUCACGACGGGCAUCCGUUAAAUACCGGUGAUAUGUCAGAACGCUACAGAAGAACGCCAACAUCUACCGAAGAAAGAAGUAGCCAUAGCCAUGGAAAAGACAGGAUCCAGGAUCCAGAUGACGUAAUAAACGGCAGACAAGGCAAGGCGAAGUUAGAGGGAACUCACUUCAAGAACUUGCAUGGUUAUUCACGAUUCAAGAUUCGAGAUGAAGAAUCGAGAAAGCUAGGCAAGAAGAAACACCUGCAGAUUCAAGAUUCGGAAGAGAUAGACGAGGAGCGGAUAAAAGAGAGCUUGAAGAAGAUGGAGAAACGAAGGGAGAGGUUCAAGGAAUCAGAAACGGAGAAGAAGAGGGUGGCGAGAGGUGAAGACGAAGCAAAGGCUGAUGAACUGAGGGCUGAUACAGAUGAAGCCAAGCAGCAACAAAGGCCAGUUCGGAAGAGGCGUUGGUGUGCUUCUUCUUAAUUCCAUAGAUAUAUAUAUAUAUUAUAUAUAUAGUGAAUUCAUGGCCCACCAAAGGAUGGUUUUUUUGUGUGCAUGUUUCUGAUUCUUCU